Aspergillus fischeri NRRL 181 is the source of this 594-nucleotide messenger RNA. Its product is annotated as GNAT family N-acetyltransferase. Lineage: Eukaryota; Fungi; Ascomycota; Eurotiomycetes; Eurotiales; Aspergillaceae. The transcript has a single exon. The record is from RefSeq and is a predicted model, not a curated record. The coding region runs from base 1 to 594 and encodes 197 amino acids. Gene Ontology annotation, molecular function: acyltransferase activity, transferring groups other than amino-acyl groups.
AUGGAUCCCUUCCCAUUUGAACCCUACCGCUCCGCGCGUCUCCUUUAUCGUGCGCCAGAGGAUAACCCAGCAGACGAUUCAUUCUUCCAAGCUCUCUACGCCGACCCCUUAGUCAGAUCUAUGGCAACUGCCGGCCUCAUACGUCCGCUCAGCACAAAGGAGCGGAAGGACUUGCGAGCAAGGCUUGCUGGUGCAUUCAUGUCAGUCAUGAUAUGUAUCAUCCCGGACGAGGGCUCCGACAAGGUGCCUGAGACAAUUGGUGUGAUUUCAUUAAAAGGGCAAGCCCCUGCCUUCACUCAUAAUCGCACACAUGAGUUAGCGAUCACUAUUGCGCGCCAGUACCAAGACAAGGGGUAUGGGACUGAGGCUAUCUCAUGGAUGCUGGACUGGGCUUUCUCGACUGCGGGCCUGCACCGCGUUGAGCUGAUGGUCUCUGAGUGGAACGAGAGGGCACAAAAGGUGUACCGAAAGCUUGGGUUUGUAUCUGAGGGACGGAAGAGGCAGUGUGUGUGGAAAGGUGGGAGAUGGUGGGAUGCACUCCAUAUGGGCAUUUUGGCGCAUGAGUGGGAGGCGAAGAAGGCUGCUGACUCCUGA